AUGACUGUGCCUUCAAAAGACCGCAUUGAGCCGGGCUCUUUCAACGUCCCCGUCGGCUCAUUCCCCCCGACCUGCUCGUCCACCUCGGUCGACGCCGACAAGGUCGCCUCCGACAUAAUCGCCCAGCUGAACGCCGCCUCCGCAAAGCAAGACUACGCCGCGCUGUCCCAGCUGUUCUUAGAAGACGGCUUCUGGCGCGACCAUCUCGCCAUAUCAUUCGAGUUUCGCACCAUCAAAGGCCGCCAGAACAUUGCCGCCUUCCUCGAGGAACACCACCAGGGCCCGGUGCAGCUCGCGUUGGACCGCUCGUCCGCCUUGCGCGCUCCGCACGUCGGCCCUAUUGACGCCUUUGGCGAUGUUACCGGCAUCGAGUUCUUCGUCACUGUCACCACGGGGAUCGGCUCCGGCAGGGGUGUCGUCCGUCUGGCGGAGCCGCAGCCGGGCGACUGGAAGAUCUUCACCGUCUUUACCUCCUUGCAGGAGCUCAAGGACAUCCCCGAGAACGUGGACCGCCGUCGCCCCGUCGGCGUCCAGCACGGCACGCAGCCAGACCGCAGCAACUGGCAGGAUCGUCGCACGGCCAAUGCGAACCUCGAGGGCGAGGAGCCCCCUGUCCUGAUCAUCGGCGCCGGCCAAGCGGGGCUCUCGAUCGCCGCGCGCCUCAGAAUGCUCAACGUUGAUGCCCUCGUCAUCGACCGCGAGGACCGCAUCGGCGACAACUGGCGCCGCCGCUACCACCAGCUGGUGCUGCACGACCCGGUGUGGUUCGACCACCUGCCGUACCUCCCGUUCCCGUCGACGUGGCCGGUGUUCACGCCCAAGGACAAGCUGGCCGAGUUCCUGGCGUGCUACGCGCAGCUGCUGGAGCUGAACGUGUGGACGCGCACGACGCUGGGGGCGGCCACGUACAGCGACAAGACGCAGCGGUGGACGAUCGAGCUGCAGCAGCGCAGCGAGGACGGGAGCAGCACCACCGUCCGCGUCGUGCACCCGCGGCACGUCAUCCAGGCGACCGGCCACUCGGGGGAGAAGAACAUGCCCGUCAUCCGCGGCAUGGACAGCUUCCGCGGCGCGCGCCUGUGCCACAGCUCCGAGUUCCCGGGCGCCGCGGCGGACGGGCGCGGCCGCACCGCGGUCGUGGUGGGCAGCUGCAACAGCGGGCACGACAUCGCGCAGGACUACUAUGAGCACGGGUACGACGUCACGAUGGUGCAGCGCAGCUCGACGUGCGUGGUGUCGUCGUCGGCCAUCACGGACAUCGGGCUGAAGGGGCUCUACGAGGAGGGCGGCCCGCCCGUCGAGGAUGCCGACCUGUUCCUGUGGAGCAUCCCGUCCGAGCUGUUCAAGGCGCAGCAGGUCAAGGUGACGGCCGUGCAGAACGCGCACGACCGCGCCACGCUCGACGGGCUGGCGGCGGCCGGGUUCGAGGUCGACCGCGGGCCCGACGACGCCGGCCUGCUCAUGAAGUACCUGCAGCGCGGCGGCGGGUACUACAUCGACGUCGGGGCGAGCCGGCUGAUCGCCGACGGCAAGAUCCGCGUCAAGCAGGGGGUGGAAAUCAGCGAGGUCGUGCCGCACGGGCUGCGCUUCGAGGACGGGACGGAGCUGGCGGCCGACGAGAUCGUCUUUGCGACGGGGUACCAGAACAUGCGCACGCAGGCGCGCGCGCUGUUCGGCGAUGCGGUCGCCGACCGCGUCGACGAUGUCUGGGGCCUGGACGCGGAGGGCGAGAUGCGCACUAUGUGGCGGCGCAGUGGGCACCCGGGGCUGUGGUUUAUGGGCGGGAACCUGGCGCUGUGUCGGUAUUAUUCGCGACUGCUCGCGAUGCAGAUCAAGCUGACGCUGCCGAGGAUGGCUUAG
Aspergillus terreus NIH2624 is the source of this 1860-nucleotide messenger RNA. RefSeq names its product flavin-containing monooxygenase. Gene Ontology annotation, molecular function: monooxygenase activity; flavin adenine dinucleotide binding. Lineage: Eukaryota; Fungi; Ascomycota; Eurotiomycetes; Eurotiales; Aspergillaceae. The transcript is spliced from 2 exons. The coding region runs from base 1 to 1860 and encodes 619 amino acids. The record is from RefSeq and is a predicted model, not a curated record.